Messenger RNA from Zootoca vivipara (common lizard), 2436 nucleotides. Its product is annotated as cholinesterase. The record is from RefSeq and is a predicted model, not a curated record. Gene Ontology annotation, cellular component: plasma membrane. Gene Ontology annotation, biological process: acetylcholine catabolic process; choline metabolic process. Lineage: Eukaryota; Metazoa; Chordata; Lepidosauria; Squamata; Lacertidae. Gene Ontology annotation, molecular function: acetylcholinesterase activity.
GCACUUGUGCAAAAGGAUCUCAUGCCUCAUGGCAGAGAACUCUUGCACACAAAUGAGAAAUCUUUCUCAACUACCCCAUUUCACCUGGAACAACAUUUCGUUUGUUAUGUAGUCUCCUCCCACUCUGUAUAUGUAACUUGAUGAAUCACUGUUCUUGAAAUCAUUGCAACCAGUCUCUCGAAACCCUUUCCAAGGGAGCAAGGGAGACUACGAACACGCUGAGAACAAUUACAGAAAAACCACCAGGGAAAAAAGAGAGCUGCUGCAAUGGCCCCCCAUCUCCUUCCUUGGAUCUUGUGCCUCAUCCUUUUGCUGGUGGGAUCCAGCUCUGCCGCUGAAGAUGACUUAGUGGUGGUGACCAGCAGUGGCUCUGUCCAGGGAAAGCGUCUCCCGUCUGGCUCUGGCAAUGUCACGGCCUUUUUAGGCAUCCCCUACGCUGAGCCCCCUGUAGGCAAACUGCGCUUCCAGAAGCCCGUUCCUCGUCAGCCAUGGAGCCAAGUCUUGGAGGCCACCAACUUCAGCAAUUCCUGCCCCCAGGUAGUUAUUUCCGGACCUCCGGAUGCCGAAACAUGGACUGCCAACACGCCCCUCUCAGAGGACUGCCUCUACCUCAACGUCUGGGUGCCCCAUCCUCGGCCCUCCAAGCCAGCCGCUGUCCUUGUCUGGAUCUAUGGUGGGGCCUAUUUUGCUGGCACAAGCUCCCUGGUGCUGUACGACGCAGCAUUCCUAGCUGCUGCCGAGAAUGUCAUUGUGGUCUCCAUGAAUUACCGCCUAGGGCCUCUAGGCUUCCUUUCGUUGCCACCAGCUGUCCCAGGGAACAUGGGCCUGAUGGACCAGCAGCUAGCCAUGUCUUGGGUGAAGCAUAAUGCAGCUGCCUUUGGUGGAGACCCUACUCGGAUAACCAUUUUUGGCGUGAGUGCUGGAGCAGCCUCUGUUGCGUUUCACCUCCUCUCGCCAGGGAGCCAGCCUCUUUUCCAUCGUGCUGUGCUAGAGAGUGGAGCUUCCGUUGCAGUCUGGGCUUGGCUGAAUCCUGAGGAGGCCAGAAGAAGAAGUAAGAAGCUGGCCAAGAAGAUGGGCUGUGCUCAAGAAGAGGUCCCUGCUUUGGUGAGUUGCUUGCAGGGAAAGAACGCAUCAGAGUUCCAAACCGCCCAGUUCCUUGUUGUGGACCCCACGGUGGUUCUGAAUCUACCAUUUGCACCGACAACAGAUGGGGAUUUCCUCCCCGAUGAUCCGCGGAAGCUUCUAGAAUCCAAGAACUUCACGGCUAAGCCUAUCGUGAUCGGUACCACCUCCGAUGAAGGGUCUGCCUUCGUCGUAUAUGCAAGCCCUUUUUUGAACACGACCAAAGACUGCCUCUUGACCCGGGAGCAACUGUUGAAGGGGCUGCAGAUCACCGUCCGCGACGCAACCAGUGACUUCAUCAAAGCUGCAGCUGAGAGGUACAGUCAGGCAGAACCCGAAGGCCCAGCAAGGUACCGUUCAGCCAUGGCAAAAGCCUGCGGCGAUUACUUUUUCGUGUGCCCACUCGUGGAUGUCGCCAAAGCGGUGACAGAGGCUGGAAGCCCUGUGUAUGUCUAUACUUUCCGCCACCGCAGCACUGGCUCUGUUUGGCCUGAAUGGCUGGGGGCCAUCCACGGAGCGGAGGUCCCGUAUGUUUUCGGAACUUUGACGCUCUUGAAAGGAACCAAGGAAAACCACACCAAGGCAGAGUUGGAGCUCAUCCCCCGUGUCAUGCGGUACUGGGCAGAGUUUGCCCGAAGCGGCAACCCGACUCCUUCCAAUGUCAAUGGAACAAAAUGGCCCAUCUAUGACCCGGCACAGCAGAACUUCUUUGUCCUCAACACGGAGCCACCCCGUGUGAUGGAGCCAUCGCCGGCUCAGCAGUGCAGUUUUUGGAAGACACUCCCAUCAGGGGCAUCAAAGCCAGAAAUCCAAGAAGAUGUCUUAUCCACACAGCAAUAUGAAAGGGAGGAGCUGUGAAUUAAGAGAAAGGCUUUUUUUCACAGAGAUGUCUGAAAAGAUGCAGAAGAAUCUAUUAUGUGGAAUUAUAAAGCUUCAUUUUCACAGAAAGGGCUUGCUACUGCCUUGCAAAGACCUGCCUGAAAGCCAAAGUUGAUUCCCCAAGGACCGUAACUCGUCGAGAUGAAGCAGAAGUAUAGUGAUAAUUGAUACCUCUGUUUUCUUUUUGUGAACCACUAGGCAGCCCCAAACUCGGCCCUCCAGAUAUUUUGGGACUACAACUCCCAUCAUCCCUAGCUAACAGGACCAGUGGUCAGGGAUGAUGGGAAUUGUAGUCCAAAAACAUCUGGAGGGCCAAGUUUGGGGGUGCCUGACUUGGAGGCUUGCUUGCUUGCUUGCUUUUUUUACAAUCAAGCAGUAUGUAAUUUAUGCAAUAAAAUAAAUAAAUCUUUUGAAAGCAUUUCCCCAGCUUCCUAU